AUGGUGUCUGCAUCCACUCUUUCCGUUGUUCUGAUCGCCGGACUUGGCCUUGUUUCUGCUUCUGGUAAGUAUAAUCACCUAAAAUUUUUAUUUUUCAAAACCUUUGGCCAAUGAACUCUUCUUGCAACAAAUUUCCCAAAACCAAUCUCUUCAUUUCAAGUUUUUACAAACGUAUUUUUUUGGGAUUUCCUCGCUAAAACUCAAAACUCUUCAGGAUUCUUCGGACACCACGGCUGGGAGCCCCAUCACGACGACCAUCACGGAGAACAUCAUGGCCAUGGCUCCGAUUGGGCCCACGACAACCACGAUGCCCACGGCUGGGAAGGCGACAACUCCCACGAUCACCACGGCAAACACGGCUUCAGCAAGGGCGACGAAUCGGACUGGGCUCGCGUCGAUUACGGAGGUCACAAAGCUCAUGCCUCCGGCGAUGAAUGGCACUCCAACUACGGACACGAGGCUGGAGACGAUCACGGGCACGACGCCGGCUUCUCGCAUGGCGAUGAACAUGGACAUUCAGGUCACGAAAGCUGGGGACAUCAUGACGGACACCAUGGACAUCACGGUCAUCCUUGGUUCUAG
Messenger RNA from Bursaphelenchus xylophilus (pine wood nematode), 582 nucleotides. NCBI's taxonomy places the organism in Eukaryota, Metazoa, Nematoda, Chromadorea, Rhabditida, Aphelenchoididae. The record is from the annotation of a GenBank genome assembly.